AUGGAUUUGGAAACAAACACAGCUGACUGGUGUUCCCUCUAUGAGCAAAACAGCAGGCAGCAGCACAGCAGCCCAGCCCUCUGUGCUUCCCUGGGCUUGGCUCAUCUGGCAGAGCACUCAAGUCAUAAGCUGCUUCUUAGCUGUCAGUGCUUGCAGCUUCCUCCAGAAUUUUCCCUCGUGAACUUUCCUCUGAAUCCUCUCAGAACGGACCUUUGUAUAAGAAGCAAAAGAGAAGAGCUCCCCAGGACACCUGUGCAGUUGGAAUCAGAACCUAAUCUCACAAUUCCCAGUUUCAAGCUUCUCACCAAUGGUCUGUGUUGCCUGCAGUACAACCGAGCACAGAGCGCCAUUAAGAAAGGUGCGUGUUCUCUGAUCGCUGCACCUGCGGUGGAGAUAAGUCACCAGCUUCGAAAGGUUUCUGAUCUAGAAGAGCUUACCCCACCAGAGUGUCUUUCUGACCUUCCACCGUUUUCAAGGUGUUUAAUAGGGAUAAUAAUAAAGUCUUCAAAUGUCAUCAGGUCGUUUUUAGAUGAGCUAAAGGCCUGUGUGAUUUCUGAUGACGUUGAAGGCAUUGUGUGCCUCACAGCUAUUCUGCACAUUAUUUUGGUUAUUAAUAAAGGUAAACAUAAAAGUUCAAAAGUGAAGGAAGUUGUAGCCACUGUUCACAGGAAGCUGAAGACAUUCAUGGAAAUUACUUUGGAAGAAGACAGCAUUGAAAGAUUUCUCUAUGAAUCGUCCACUAGAACUUUGGGAGAACUUUUGAAUUUAUAACUAAGCCAACAUCUUUGGAUAUGUAAAAACCGGGAGAAAAGACUCACAGAAAGUUGAAUACAUGUGUAUUUUCUUAGUGUUUUUAAUGUUAAUAAGGAAAGGAUGAGACUUCUUGGGGGUAGGAGUGAGUUGAAAACUCAGAAGUUCUUAA
Lepus europaeus (European hare) is the source of this 922-nucleotide messenger RNA. RefSeq names its product condensin-2 complex subunit G2-like. The transcript has 2 exons. The record is from RefSeq and is a predicted model, not a curated record. Gene Ontology annotation, biological process: mitotic sister chromatid segregation. NCBI's taxonomy places the organism in Eukaryota, Metazoa, Chordata, Mammalia, Lagomorpha, Leporidae. Bases 1 to 771 code for a protein of 256 amino acids. Gene Ontology annotation, cellular component: nucleus; condensin complex.